AUGGCUUGGCAACUUAUAGCUCUUCUCCCGGUUGCUUUGGUGGCCGCUGCCGCCGUCGCCGCCGCAGGGGCGGGGCUGCCGUCCAACUUCGCCAUGAUAACCCCACGGGGACCAAUACUGGGGAAGCGGGAUGCGGGGGAGUACUGCGGCAAGAGGAAGUGCAUGGCCAAGUGCGAGAGCCGCUGCCCCGAUCAGUGCUUCGUCCUCUGCCCCAGCUGCAAGACUCUUUGCAUGUGCGACUACUACCCGGGCAUCUCCUGCGGUGACCCGCGCUUCACCGGUGGCGACGGCAACAACUUCUACUUCCACGGCAAGAAGGACCAGGACUUCUGUGUCGUCUCCGAUGCUGAUCUCCAUGUCAAUGCUCAUUUCAUUGGCACGCACAACCCCGCCACUGAUCGUAACUUCACCUGGAUCCAGGCCAUCGGCAUGCGCUUCGUGGACCACCGCCUCUUCGUCGGUGCCAAGAAGACCGUGAAAUGGAACAACCGUGUCGACCAUCUGGAGAUGGCCUUGGACGACGAGACCAUCGAUCUCCCUGCCAAGCUCGACGCGCGUUGGGAGUCGGCAGCCGUGGCAGGCCUGACCAUCACGAGAACCGCCACGACCAAUGGCAUCAGAGUGCAGCUCAAGGGGGUGUUUGACAUCAUGGCCAGCGUGGUGCCCGUCACGGAGAAGGACUCCCGCAUCCACAACUACGGUGUCACGGAGGAAGACUGCCUGGCUCACUUGGACAUUGGGUUCAAGUUUCACGACCUCACCGACGAUGUGCACGGUGUCCUUGGUCAAACGUACCGCUCCGACUAUAUUAACAAGCUCAGGGUGAGCGCCAGCAUGCCGGUGAUGGGCGGCAUAACCAGCUAUGUAUCAUCGGAUAUCUUUGCCACUGAUUGCGCAGUUGCUAGAUUUGGUCGCCGUACUAGCAUCUCAAUGGUUGCAUCAAGUGAUAGUUGA
Molecule: messenger RNA, 954 nt
Organism: Triticum turgidum subsp. durum (durum wheat)
Lineage: Eukaryota; Viridiplantae; Streptophyta; Magnoliopsida; Poales; Poaceae
Source: the annotation of a GenBank genome assembly